AUGACACUGCACACCCCGACAGCGGCCAGCAAACGGUUGCCCGUUCGUCGAUGCCUUUUUGGGAGGCCGGAUCCGGUUGAGACGCAAGCCUGGCUGACAAGUCAGCUCGACGAGAUCCGCCGCGAGAAGGAGGCCAAGUGGGCGUUCGACUUUGAGCACGAGGUCUCGCUCCCCACCGCCUCCACGUCCGAUUACGAAUUCAUCCCGGUUGAAUCGAUGAGCGUGCCCAGCUUCUAUAGACUGAAGGUCAUCAUGCCGACAGCCAAGCGCCUGCCCAACUCUACCGGCACCUCCCCCGCCGAAUCCGAGGACUCUGACUGCUCCUUCAUGGACACGUCGGACGACUCGUCGAUGAUCGCCUCCCCCUCGCCCACCAAACGAGGCCACAACACCCCGAAACGGCCCCGGAAACUGGACUCGAGAGCCCAGCGCAAGCUGACAAAUUACAUGCACCCGAAGAAACGCCUCAGCCACUCGUCGAAAAAGUCGGAUCGCUCGGUGCCGGAUUCUAGUCCCGCCUCGUCCUCCUCGGUGCGCUCCAAC
Mesorhabditis spiculigera is the source of this 543-nucleotide messenger RNA. NCBI's taxonomy places the organism in Eukaryota, Metazoa, Nematoda, Chromadorea, Rhabditida, Rhabditidae. The record is from the annotation of a GenBank genome assembly.